This is a messenger RNA of Rotaria sp. Silwood1, 912 nucleotides long. The record is from the annotation of a GenBank genome assembly. Lineage: Eukaryota; Metazoa; Rotifera; Eurotatoria; Philodinida; Philodinidae.
AUGGAAAAAUUAGCAAAUAUUACUCAACAAGAUAUUAGUAAUGGUGUACUUAAUCGUAUGCUAGCUAAUGCAGGUAUUCCUGAUGUUCCAGAAUACGUAAAACAUUUUCAUCAAGAAACAGAAGAAUUAAUAAUCGAAGAACUUGAACAUCCUGAUAGCAAUAAAGCAGAUAAUGAUGAACCAAUAGCUUCACCAGCCGACGUCCAAAGUUGGAUCAUAGGUUUACGACUUCGUCUUGAUGAUCCAAUUCAACCACCUUUACCUAAACAACAAGAACCACAAAAACAACAACCAACAGAUCUCAACACUUGGAUGCAAGGUAUGAUACCUAAUGAUACGCAUCCUUCUACGGACAAUAAUGUAUCAGAAAUAAUCACUACCUCUAAUGAUGAUGAUACUGUAACUGGUAAUCUCGGAACUUGGCUUAACGAUUGGUCAAAAAGUCUUUGUGAACAACCACCACCAAAGUCUUUAGAUGAUUGGUUACAAAGUUUAGUAUCUAAUAAUAUGCAUGAACCAAUUGGAAAGGCAAACACUUCUAAAGGUCGAUUAAAUAGUUAUUUGAAUGCUGCUGAAAAAGUACUCUCUGAACAUGGCUAUGAUGUUUCAAAUGAAAUCAAACCUUCUACUAAUGUUGAAACUAAUGUUGGAAUGUUUGGAAAUGUUAAACAAAUGUAUUUUCUUUGGAAAACAUUAGAUAAAAAUGGUGAUAGAAAAAUUACAGUUGAAGAUGUUCAGAUAAUGCUUGAAGAGAUGGGUCUUGGUUUUCUUAGUAAAUAUGUAAGUCAAACAUUGUUCGAUAUGGUCGAUUCAAAUCAUGAUGGUACACUUCAAUUCCGUGAUUUUAUUGCAUUAAUGAGCAUAAUUAAACAAUUAGUGGGCGCUGUUACGUCAGCGAAAGCAAAUGCAUAA